Messenger RNA from Schizosaccharomyces japonicus yFS275, 2728 nucleotides. Its product is annotated as nucleoporin Nic96. Bases 93 to 2627 code for a protein of 844 amino acids. Gene Ontology annotation, biological process: poly(A)+ mRNA export from nucleus. Gene Ontology annotation, molecular function: structural constituent of nuclear pore. Gene Ontology annotation, cellular component: nuclear envelope; nuclear pore. The record is from RefSeq and is a predicted model, not a curated record. The transcript has 2 exons. Lineage: Eukaryota; Fungi; Ascomycota; Schizosaccharomycetes; Schizosaccharomycetales; Schizosaccharomycetaceae.
UAUCUUUGUUUUCGGCAGCACAUCGUUGUUCACUAUACUCAAUUCUCAUUUCAGCUACACCUAUACGGGAAUUUGUCCUCUACGCUCGUGCGAUGACGGUUGCUGCUGAUCCUGCAGUUUACAGCGCAGAUCGUUCGCUGUCUGCGGUUGCUCACAACUCCAAACGACUGGAACGUGAGCUGUUGCAUCCUAUUUUGCCAUGUCUCCAGUUCAAUUUAGGUGAAUUGGAGAAACGUGCCAAUUAUUACUUACAGACAAUUACUCCCUCAAAAGAUGGAAAUACAAAAGCUCAUUAUCUGCUUGCUGGCAGUGGCAUGAAUGCUGAGCAAACAUUAAAAAAAAUCGAGUCUAUAAACUUCAACAAUGGAACCGUCAAUUACGAAGAGCUGUCGGUUACAGAUGCUGACGUUUAUUUGAAGUAUAAACGUGAACAAAACGUUCUUCAAUCGUUGCAGAGCAUUGUUUUGGGAACGCAAAAGGAAUUUGACACAUACAUUAGCGAGAUGUGGAAAGUAAUGAAGUCUUCCGACACACCUCUGGAAGAACAAACCAGUUUGAAACGAUCCAAGGUCACAAAUACAUUAUAUGCUUCCUCAGCACGCUCAAAAGCUUUUGCAGCCGCUUUGUUGCGGGCUUCUGAUGAACGAUUAGAAGACCCUGAUUACUCCGUUCUCAGAAUUUUUACAUCUGUUGCCGAAAAAUACGGUCAAGAAACUAAGUUUCAGCUUCUUGUAGACGGUUGGAAGGCUUUACUGAUGCUCUCCAACUCGGGAGAGGAUAUUGGUGUGCUUGAAAAUGCUGCGACGCAAGCUUCUAAAACGGACGUCUCAAACGAGACGAAGACUGACUUACUCAACACUAUUCAACACAAACGCCGGAUUGUUAACAACUCCCUUCGUUUUCUUGAGAAACAGUUUUACUCUUUGGUGAACAAAGAGGUAGAAAAGAAUUCACAAGCUGCGGCAAUGGGCGGUGUGCCUUCGGUUCGUAACAAGAUUCGUGCCUACAUCAAUCUUCGUUUUUUGCGAAAUGGGGAGUGGAUCGAUGCAAACUUGGAAAUCGUAAACAAUGCUCCCGUGUGGGCUUUAUUGUUCUAUUUAAUUCGUUCUGGUUAUCUGGACGAAGCAGUUACAUUUGUCAAUGAGAAUGAGGAUGCCUUUGAGAAGUUUGCUCGAAACUUCCCUUCUUAUCUGAAGUCGUACGCCAGUUCUCCCGAUUACAUUUUGCCCCGUCCCAUUCGUGAAAAAAUGCAUGUUGAAUUUAACCAAUUCUUACGGUAUGCAGUCAACCCAGAUCCGUACAAGUUUGCACUUUACAAAAUUAUUGGCCGCUGCGAGCUUUCCAAGCGUUCCCUUCCGUAUGUUUGCUCCGUCACUGAAGACUACUUAUGGCUGCAGUUGAAGCUUUCUCGUGAAUUUAACGAACCUACUGUUGCAGCACACGAAUGCUUCACCUUGGCAGAUGUGCAAAAAUCCAUCUUAAGUUUUGGUGCUGAGUAUUUCUCACAAAAAAGCUGUAAUCCAAGCAUAUACUUUUUUGUAUUACUGAUCUGUGGUCUUUUUGAAAAAGCCAUUGAUUAUCUUUACUCCUACUCUCCGUCCGAUGCUGCGGGAAUGGCGAUUGCCUGUGCUCAACAUGGAUUGCUUCGGACGCAUCAUGAUGCUACGGGUUCUGCUUCUCAUUUUAUAAAGGAAGUUUCUCCCAAUGUUUUCUCUCUCGAUUAUCCGUCCUUGUUGACAGAUUAUUCAUACACGUUUGACAAAAAAGACGCAAAGCUGGCUGCCUGCUAUCUACUUUCCAUAUGUUUGGAUGGAAAGUUUACAACUGUUGCUCACAAACGUUUGUCGGACCUAAUUCUGUAUACUCGUGAUUUUGCAGGUCUUUUGGGUGAUACACGUGAGGAUGGCAGUCGUAUUCCAGCGUUCCUGGAAACACAUCGUUCUCUGGCUUACUUUGAUACCGAGACCAGCUUUCUGAGGAACAUAACUCGUCGCUCAGCAAUGAAAGCUGAACAACGGCAUCAAAUCACUGAUGCUAUUCUUCUUUAUCAUCUUGCUGAGGAAUACAACACGGUUGUAUCUGUGGUCAACCGGCUGCUAGGCAACACGCUUUCUAGCUUUUCCCAAAAUAGUUCGUUUGACGACAAGCCGGUCAUGUUGGCAAAGAGUAUGCUUCAAAUGUACGCCAGUAAUCCUGGCGUUAUCACUCGUAUAGACUACAAAAAUCGGGAGACAACGGACCUUUUAAUGCUUUCAGUCUCUGCGUUUCAAUCAUUUUCGCAGAAGAAUUACGAACUUGCAUUAUCAUCUUUACAAAAACUUGAAUUUCUGCCGCUGGAGUCUGAAUGUGACUAUGCUUCAAUCAAGAAAACAGUUCAAGAUCUUCGCUUUCUACACGAGGCUGUCCUUCAAAACCUUCCUGGGCUUGUUUUAAUUGCAAUGGAAAGUCUGAAGGAACUUUAUCUGAAAAAUCGUCACUCAGCCUAUGGGCGUUUGGGUCGGGAAUCUAAACUGGAAGUCUAUCGGCACCAAGCACGUCAAUUGAUCAUAUACAGCUCGCUGAUCGAUUACAAAAUGCCUUCUCAUGUGAUUGAGAGUCUUAAUCGCCUUGAGAUUGAGAUGAACUAAAACAUUGGUAUAUUCACCGUGGGUUAUAUUGUCCUAUAACUGGUUUAAUUCCCACAAUUUAAAGAUACUUUUAUAGAGUUCACUUGAAUGAAAAUUUGAUG